Pocillopora verrucosa is the source of this 2388-nucleotide messenger RNA. RefSeq names its product galactosylceramide sulfotransferase-like. The record is from RefSeq and is a predicted model, not a curated record. Gene Ontology annotation, biological process: glycolipid biosynthetic process. Gene Ontology annotation, molecular function: galactosylceramide sulfotransferase activity. Lineage: Eukaryota; Metazoa; Cnidaria; Anthozoa; Scleractinia; Pocilloporidae. Gene Ontology annotation, cellular component: membrane.
GAUUUCGCACCCAUUGUCCCAACGAACCGUAGCAACGCAGCGCAUUUGAACCAAAUUAAAUCUGAAUUAAACUUCAUGGUUAACUGCAUGUGAGCUGAACUGGAAGCACUCGCCUCAGCCAUUGUUCAAACAGGGCCAGGGAAAGCAUAUGUCAGAAACUUUGACCAGGAUGUCAUCAUGGCGGGUGGUUCCUGUCCUCUUGGGUGAAACAAAAUCCUCGUCGAUGGAAGUUUAAGCUAUUUUUGUGAAAUUUUUUUCAUACAGCUAUGAAGGUAGUUCGUUUGUGGCUUUCAAAACUUCUUCGUAAGCCCAGGUUAAGUUUGAUUGUGAUAAUUUGCGCGUCGACUCUUCUGUUGUUAUUGGGAAUGUUUGGAGAGUGGAAUUACACGAAGAAGACAUCGUAUCGCAUUAUUUCGCCAGCUGAAUAUCACCAGUCCUUUCAGAUGUUAACCAACAUAGAUAUUGAGACUCUGAAGACUCAUCAGAACUGUUCUCCAGAAACACACAUCCUCUUUCUGAAGACACACAAAACAGGAUCUUCUACAAUAUCAAACAUUUUUUUCCGUUAUGGAGAUUCUCGCGGUCUUCAAUUUAUUCUUGGUUCAGACACACUGGUUGGUUGGCCAAGUCCUUUCAGAAUUUCACACACCCUACAUCCUAAUGGAUUUCAGCCAAAUUUUCUAUGUAGUCACACAAGAUUUAGUAAGAAAACUAUGAAUUACUUAUUUCCAAAAGACAGGAGUAAGUACAUAACAAUCCUUCGACAUCCUGUGGACCAAUUUGAGUCUGUUUUCAAUUACAUGGGGUUUGGUGAGGUAUAUAAUUUAGGGAGUGAUGCGACAGAAUCUAUAAAAGGAUUUCUUAGGAAAGGAAUAGAGUUUAAAGACAUCUUUAGGGCAAGAUCAUCUGUUCUAGCAAGAAAUCCAAUGAUGUUUGAUUUAGGUUUGGACUACAAGUUUUACCAGAAUGCAUCAGCUGUGAAAGACUACAUUGCAUUUUUGGAAAAGGAGUUUGACUUAGUCAUGAUAACAGAGUAUUUUGAGGAAUCUGUGGUGCUGAUGAAGCGUUUGCUCUGCUGGUCAUUCAUUGAUAUUCUUCACAUUAAAACUAAUGAGAGAAUUGCCCAAGAAAGAGCAGAGUUCGGUGGAAACUUGAGAGAAAACAUAAAACGCUGGAACAAAGCAGAUAUGUUACUUUAUGAUCACUUCAAUAAAACAUUUUGGUAUAAAAUAGAAAUGGAAGGGAAAGAGUUUUAUGAAGAUCUUGCAACUUUUCGUCGACUGAAAGAGGUUUUACACAAAAACUGUUUUGGAGAAGCAACAGUUGUGGAGGUUUAUCCUGGCAAGUAUGCAAAGACAUUGUCUUUAAAUCCAAACGUAUCAGGAGUGAGCAGAGAGGUAUGCAAAAAACUUAUUGUAAAGGAAAACAGCUACCUAAGUUAUUUAAGACAGAAGCAGUUGUACAAAUCACCAGGCCCUAUUGACACAACAAUAAUUGAGGCUGACCAACCUAAUAUCAGCUGGAGUGUAUCAAAAGAUUUUCAAUAUGAUCCUCUACCAAUAUAAUCUAGUAUUGAGAGUAUAGUGCAUACUGUUAAGAUAGAGCAUACUGUUAAGAUAGAGUUUAAAUUAGAUACGAGUUUGAAAUUACUGAUGCUAUAGUCAUUCAUGUAUUAAAUACUAUCACACCUACAAAAGACAAAUUUGUAAAGAAGUGUCUAAAGUAAUCCAGAAUUGCACAUAUUUUGCAUUACUUUGCUCUCUAAUUGGUCCAGAAAACUUGCACCACUGAACCAAUCAGAUGCAAAACUAAUACCAAUCUCAGUUGCUUGUAUUUCCUGUACUUUGCAUGGUUUACUCGUUUUUACGUCAAGUUCUCAUAGGCUCUUCAGGGUAUUUGGCAUUGAAUGGAGAAAUUACACGUCAGUCUCUUCUGGGAGUAACAGAAAUAUUUUACCAUUAAGCUUUUCAUUUGUAGCAACACUUGUCAAUAACAAAUAACUUUUUGCUAUUUUUGCUGCAUCCAAGGGAUGGUGCAGCAAUUAUGAACACAUUCACUAUCAAACCUGACCAGUACAAUAACAGAAACAGUCUAAAAAUUCCAUGUACCUUCCUCUUUAACUUUGACUGGUACAACUGAAUUUAGUUUGAACUGUUUGAUAAUUUCUGGAUGGAUAGUUUUUUAUAAAUGAUGCAUGGACUUACAUUUCUGAAAAUAUUCCUUAAAUAUCACAGUGACUCAAGAUGUUCAGAUCAGAAUUUUAUCUACUUUAAUCAAUAGUUUGAAAGUUUCUCUUUCUAGAGUUAUAUCUUAUUGCAUUCAUUAAUUGCUAUUUAAAUGUGGACAUAUUUAUUGAUUAUAUUUAAAUAGAAUUUGAGCCCCUAGAAU